AUGAGCAAUUUCCAAGACACCUCAACUCCCCAGCACCAGGAGAAGAUGGAUGUGGCCGGUGAUACACCGCUGGAAGUGGACGAGAGGUCCAAGGUCUCUACUUCCUCCAGGGCACAGGAUGCCUUUGGCGAUGAGGAAUUCGCAGAGGUCAAGUACAAAAUCCUAAAAUGGUGGCAAUGCGGUGUUCUCAUGGUGGCCGAAACAGUCUCCCUGGGUGUCUUGUCUCUGCCUGCUGCUGUUGCUAGCCUGGGUCUAGCUCCUUCCAUCGUUGCGCUACUCCUCUUGGGAAUGCUGGCAACCUAUACUGGCUAUGUGAUCGGACAAUUCAAGUGGAAAUACCCCCAAGUCUGCAACAUGGCCGAUGCAGGGGAGGUGAUCGCCGGCAGGAUUGGCCGAGAGGUCCUUGGUGUUGGCCAGGUUCUGUUCCUGGUUUUCGUGAUGGCUAGCCAUCUGCUUACCUUCAUCAUCGCUGUGAACGCCAUCACUGGCCACGGGACAUGUUCUAUUGUCUUUGGUCUGGUCGGCUUGAUCAUCUCAUUCAUUUGCUCGCUGCCUCGUACGCUAGUCAAGAUGUCCUGGCUCUCGUUCGUUUCUUUCGCCAGCAUUCUGUCAGCGGUGAUUAUCACGAUGUUUGGCGUGGGCAUUCUGCAUCCCGGACAAGGUGUGGAAGCCACUGUACCUACUGACCUCACUCAUGGCUUCGGCGGCAUUACCAACAUUGUCUUUGCUUUCUCUGGACAUGCCGCCUACUUCGGGCUAGCAGCGGAGUUGAAGGAUACCCGGGACUUCCCCAAGGCGCUAUGCCUCCUGCAGACUUUCGAUAUCUCGCUAUACAUCAUUGCAGCUGUCGUGAUAUAUCGGUACGGUGGUGCAGAGGUGGCCUCACCUGCUUUGAGCUCCGCUAGCCCCAUGGUGUCGAAGAUCAUCAUUGCUGGCGUAAUCAACGGCCACGUCGCCUUCAAGUACAUCUAUUUGCGCGUUUUCAGCGGCACCGAUCGGAUCCACAAGCGCGAUUGGAUUGCCAUCAGCUCCUGGGUCGGUAUUGCUUUGGGCUUGUGGGUGAUUGCGUGGAUCAUCGCAGAAGCCAUCCCUGUCUUCAGCAACUUGCUCAGUCUGAUCACUGCCCUCUUCGCCAGCUGGUUCACAUUCGGCUGUAGUGGCGUCUUUUGGCUAUACAUGAACCGUGGCCAGUGGUUCUCAUCGCCAUGCAAAACCGCCCUGACAAUGCUCAAUAUCCUUAGUUUUAUUGUGGCUGCGUGUUUGUGCUUUCUGGGAUUGUAUGUCUCCGGCAAAGCGAUCCACGAUCAUCCUAGUAGUAUGAGCUUCUCGUGCGCGGACAAUGCGACCUGA
This is a messenger RNA of Aspergillus aculeatinus CBS 121060, 1350 nucleotides long. Its product is annotated as neutral amino acid permease. The transcript is spliced from 8 exons. Gene Ontology annotation, biological process: amino acid transmembrane transport. NCBI's taxonomy places the organism in Eukaryota, Fungi, Ascomycota, Eurotiomycetes, Eurotiales, Aspergillaceae. Gene Ontology annotation, cellular component: vacuolar membrane. Gene Ontology annotation, molecular function: amino acid transmembrane transporter activity. The record is from RefSeq and is a predicted model, not a curated record. Bases 1 to 1350 code for a protein of 449 amino acids.